AUGCCGCAAAUUCUCAGAAUCGCAGCCGCGCAAUCGCGCACCCUCUCUACAACAUCGCAAACCCUCUCUGCCCUCGAAGUUACCACCAAACGCGCCGCAUCCCAAGGAAUAGACGUGCUCCUCUUCCCUGAAGCAUAUCUGGGCGGAUAUCCUCGUACCUGCUCGUUUGGCGCUGCAGUUGGCGCUCGCGCUCCAGAAGGUCGCGAACAAUUCCUACAUUACUUUCACGAUGCCGUAGAUAUGGGCGACACACCGGCUGGCGCUGGCGAGAAUUGGAUAGACCGCAAGCUGGAGCUCCCCAAAGGAAAAGAAUACAGAGGCGACGGUACAAGAGAAGAGCUGGAGAGAAUUGCCAAGGAAACGGGCGUAUUCAUUGUGACGGGGUUGGUGGAGAAAUCAGGAGGCACGCUAUAUUGUGGGUCGGUGUUUGUUGAUCCGAAGAGGGGUGUCUUGGGAAAGAGGAGAAAAGUCAUGCCAACAGGCAGUGAGCGUCUGGUGUGGGGAAUGGGCAGUGCGAGCACGUUGAGGGCAGUGACGACAGAAAUCAAGGGCGUGAAGCUAUGCAUGGGCUCGGCCAUCUGCUGGGAGAACUACAUGCCGCUGCUGCGACAGAGUCUGUACAGUCAGAACGUCAAUCUUUGGUUUGCGCCAACCGCUGAUGCGCGCGAUACUUGGGCUGCACUGAUGCGAACGGUUGGGUGCGAAGGGCGCUGCUUUGUGGUGAGCGCAAACCAGUGCGUCAAGAAGAAACAUCUUCCAGAGUGGAUAUCUGCUGGCAAUCAUGACAUCAAAGCCCGGUCACCGAGCAUAGGACACAGCGGCGGUGUGGGAAGAACAAUAACGCAACAAGCUGGCGGGGCUGCAAGACGGCGAAGUACCAUUACGAGAACAGAAGAUGGCCACGAGAUUUGCUUACCACUACCAAAAGGACAGGAUCCACUGGCCAACGGUGAUUCAUCAGCCAUCGACCUGACAGAAGAGAGUCCUACCAUCAAGCAGCAGCCUUUCUCGCAGCCUCAGUCACACUCUACAGACGGCGAGGAGUUCGUCUGCCGUGGUGGUUCAAUGAUUGUAUCGCCUCUCGGCGAGGUGCUUUCUGGGCCAGCCUGGGAGAAAGAGGACGAGCUACUCGUUGCCGACGUUGACUUUGAAGACUGCGAACGGGGGAGACUUGACUUUGAUUCUGCAGGAAGCUAUUCACGCAUGGACAGCUUCAAGCUCAGCGUCGAGGGUCUCGAUCUCAACCCUCCUCCCAUGUAAACAAUAUGAAACACGGUGAAAGAUGCUAUGCGACAGACCCAUUGUCGAGUGUCUUUCUGUAAAGAAUGGUUGUCCCACAUCUAUUUCACAGCGCGACUUUGUCCGGCC
Exserohilum turcica Et28A is the source of this 1368-nucleotide messenger RNA. RefSeq lists its product as uncharacterized. NCBI's taxonomy places the organism in Eukaryota, Fungi, Ascomycota, Dothideomycetes, Pleosporales, Pleosporaceae. Gene Ontology annotation, molecular function: catalytic activity. The record is from RefSeq and is a predicted model, not a curated record. The coding region runs from base 1 to 1260 and encodes 419 amino acids. The transcript has a single exon.